AAGAUCCGCUGUCGAAGAAAGGACAGGGCCGACGGCGACGAACAUGGAGAACUCACGAAGCGACAUUGAUCCACACGUGCAUGAAGAAGGAACGAAGGAAGCUAUAUGGGCAUCGUUCAAACUUCGCUGCAACGCAUGCUGGGAAGUCUUGUGUGGUUCCAAUGGGCCGCAAACGUGCUAUCGUACGACAUGCAGUCACAUCUUCUGUGAAAAAGACGCGUACAAGCAUUUUGGAGAUGGAGACUUGACCUGCCCUGCGUGUCAAGAAGACUUGAGUCAGAGGUCUGGCAGCAUAUGCGAAAUGACUGUAAAAAGCGCCACGGAUCCACGAAAACUAGAGGUUAUAUGGGAAGAAAUGCUAGCUGACCCCUCAGCCUGCUUGGGUCAAAUUCAAGGCGCAUUUGCAUUUCUUUUGGUAAAAUUCUCGAGAUCCAAUUGGCAUUGACUGUAAAAUUUGUCAAGUUCCAGCAUGCUCAAGAGAACUUCAGACAGGAGCGGUUACGCAAUGCUCUGGUCGAAGAACACAACGGAUACCAACAGCAGCAUGGCGAGCGCUACUUACAAAUGAAGAGUUAUACCGAAAAGCUGGAAGAAGAGCUCCAGGAAUACAAGAGCAAAGUUACAACAUUAACAGCUUCAAACGACGAUCUACGAGAGGCUUACAAAGAUAAAUCUCGGAAAUGCCGCAACUGGGAGAAAAUGGUCAAAGCACUGAAAACGCAGAGUCAAGGUCAGGGACAACGAGCAAUGUCUGCGCAACCGUCAGGGCGCCUCCCUCAAGUUCCAGCAUCACCCAAAUUUGCCAACACGAUGGCGAGUAUCCCCAGCGCGAAAUCUAUUCCCCGCCCUGCUUAUGCAUCAAAUUCUACGACACAACGCCCAGUAUUUGGGCUACCUCCUCAGAUGAAUUCGUCGUCGCAUCGCUUUGCUCCAGGUGAUGCAGCUAAUUCUACACUCUGCUACGUUUCUCCAUGACUUGUAUGACUAUUUCCAGGACACGACAGCUCCGUGUUUCGCAGCAGUGGCAAUAGUGUUCAUGUGCCAACUCCUCUACCUCAUUCCGGCCCAAACACUCGUUCAAGCAAAAAAAGAUACGCUUGACUUCAAAACGUUCGUUGCCACUAUAUUUAGUGCAUCUUCAUGUACCUCAACUUUAAGUGUAAUGCACACGAGCGUGAUUGAGUCCGCGCAGCCCUUGUUUGACAUCCCCACGGAUGAAAACUCCGUUGACGAUGAGUACAACGUCGCAUUCGACGAUUCGGAGCCACCAGUUCCGCCAAGGCAGCAUCUUGCAACGACCUCUACACGUACAAGCGGCAUUUCUGGUAUUCAAGCACAGUUCGUGGCAUCAGGCGUGAUUCUGGACGACUUGUCCUUCUUGGAGCCCGACCUUUGCACAUUGGCCGAUUGGCAAGCUGAAGUUGACGCAAGAAUGGCAAUGCCGACCAAGUUGGCACCAACACGUGAGCUAGACAACGAGCUCGUGUCGCUUCUCACCGAAAUGAAGCCGAAGGCGCACUUCAUGACAGCGGCAACGUACUACAUGACCCAUCCAAAGCAGUGGCACGCGUUCAUGCGAAACCCGAUUGUCCACGAAUCGUGUCGCACCCUCGGGAUAGCUAUGGAAACGUUGCAGCAUCGGUCGUUGGAGUCGUUUCGACGAGAUCAUGCAAACGUCGUGCCAGAGAUGGUGGCACGCGUCCGCCAUCAAGCACACGAGCGGGAACGGCAAGAAUGCAUUGCGUUAAUUCUGCAAACGCAGCCGCUGCUGCAAGCCAAGCACGAGACUGCAGCAGGAGGACCAUCCACUCCGACGUCCCCUGACGUUGCGACGACGCGACCAACGAAGCAGCGCAUUCGCCCCUUGCCAAGGGCCAUGGAAGCCCCGAAACAGACCAAAGAGGACACUGACCGCAUGCGCCUUAUCCGUGAAGCCAAACUGCUUGAGAAUGCCGAGCGGUGGAAAGACACAAAAGAGAGUAUUCGACGUGCAGCAACGAGGCGGGCCGAUGCGUUGCAGAGAACGGAGCUGGGCUUCAAGAAAAAAGAGUUCGAAGCCGAAGUCAAGCGCAAGGGGCGCGACGCCAAGGCCGAACAAGAUCAACGUCGUAAACUCAUCAUCGAAAGAGUUGUCAAGCAGAAGACUACUGUGGAGUUGAAACCCCAGUCAGCCCAAGAACAGCGGCUUGUGAACGAGUUGCACAAAAUCGAACUCAACGAGCACAUACAUCGCGCCGACAGACUCAAGCACGCCAAGGAGUACCAGAAAGCAUGUUUAGCCACUCAAGGCCACUGAAGCAAGGGGCAAUUUGUUGGGUUGGCGCGUCUGGCAUGUUGUCGUUGUGCCGUGUGUGAAUGAUGCUGCAGCAAGGUCAUAUCGUUGAAGGUUGGGGUACGCUGUCGUCGACGUCAUACGCUGAGAGAAAAAGAACUUGGGGUGCAUGGUAGAGAUCCGCCAUCGUAACACUGUUGCCAAAGCAAUAUUUUCCCGCCGUCUCGACCAGUGGAGCCUCGACGCCUUCAAACCCACAAGUCACCCAAUGUCAUUCUGCCUUGACGGGUCUUCCUUUUCGCUGAUCUAGAUCAAUCCACGUGAAUCGGGAGCAAUAUUUCCACACGAA
Messenger RNA from Aphanomyces invadans, 2621 nucleotides. RefSeq lists its product as hypothetical. The record is from RefSeq and is a predicted model, not a curated record. Lineage: Eukaryota; Oomycota; Saprolegniomycetes; Saprolegniales; Verrucalvaceae. The coding region runs from base 938 to 2296 and encodes 452 amino acids. The transcript has 18 exons.